Molecule: messenger RNA, 1531 nt
Organism: Triticum dicoccoides
Lineage: Eukaryota; Viridiplantae; Streptophyta; Magnoliopsida; Poales; Poaceae
Product: trimethyltridecatetraene synthase-like
Exons: 3
Coding region: 1-1380 (459 amino acids)
Molecular function (GO): heme binding; monooxygenase activity; oxidoreductase activity, acting on paired donors, with incorporation or reduction of molecular oxygen
Source: RefSeq, a predicted model, not a curated record
AUGGGGAAGGCGACCAUCAUCGCUGUUGUGAAGGCGGGGCGGCAGCGCGCUGUGGGAAGGCACGCCAUCGCGGUGGCCGGAUCCGGGGACUGCGGUGGAUGGAUCCCAGGGCAGGCGUUCCUCGACCGGCCCCGGAUGGCCUGCGGCAAGUACACCGUGUACAACUUCUCCGGCAUGCUCUGGUCACACUACGGUCCAUACUGGCGCCAGCUACGCAAGCUAUGGCUGACGGAGCUUCUUAGUGCGAGGCAGCUCAGGCUGACAGAGCACAUCCGUGGCGAGGAGGUGCGCGCCAUGCUGCGCGACCUGCAUCCGAGCACCUCCACCGGGCGCACGGUGGUGCUCAAGGACCGCCUUCUCAUGGUGACCCUCAACGUCAUCUCGCGCAUGGUGCUUGGCAAGAGGUACGUCGGUGAAGGGGCUAGCUCGGCCUCGGCGGCGAAGCCGGAGGAGUUCAGGUGGAUGAUCGAGGAGAUCUUCUUCCUCAACGGCGCGCCUCACAUCGGGGACAUGAUCCCGUGGCUUAGCUGGCUAGACCCGCAAGGGUACGUCAGCAGGAUGAAGAGGCUGAGCAAGAUGUUCGACCGAUUCAUCGAGCACGUGCUGCGCGAGCACAACGAGCGGCGGCUGCAAGAGGGCAAGGCGUUCGUCCCCAUGGACAUGGUCGACCUGCUGCUACAGCUCGCCGAUGACCCCACCCUUGAGGUCCCCAUUACUGGCGACGGUGUCAAGGCAUCCGUUCUGGAGCUCAUCGCCGGCGCCACGGACACAUCGGCCGUGACCGUGGAGUGGGCCAUGUCCGAGCUCUUGAGGAAGCCCCAUUUCCUCGCCAAGGUCACUGAGGAGCUGGACCGUGUGGUCGGCCGCGACCGCCUAGUCGCCGAGGAUGACAUCUCCAGCCUCCCGUACCUGGAAGCCGUCGUGAAGGAGACCAUGCGGCUCCACCCUGUGGUACCCCUUCUGAUACCGCGGGUGUCUCGUGAGCACACGUCCGUAGCAGGCUAUGAAAUCCCGGUGGGCACACGCGUGCUCGUCAACGUCUGGGCUAUCAGCCGGGACCCGACUGUGUGGGGGGAGACGGCCGCGGAAUUUCAGCCGGAGCGGUUCCUUGGGAGCAAGGUGGAUGUCAAGGGCCACGACCUGGAACUGCUACCUUUUGGUGCUGGGCGCAGGAUGUGCCCAGCCCACGGCCUUGGGCUCAAGAUGGUUCAGCUGGUGCUGGCAAACUUACUGCACGGCUAUGCGUGGAGGCUCCCCGACGGCGUGGCGGCUGAGGCGCUGAGCAUGGAGGAGAAGUUUGGCAUAUCUGUGUCUCGCAUGCACCACCUCCACGCUUUCCCUGAGCCCAAGCUUUUGGAUCACCUCUAUUUCGGGCCAUGAAACGUUACUACUAGCUUUAGUUUGAUGUUUGCUCGAGUGCAUGUACACGUACUGGUUUACUUUCACCUCGGAUGUUUAUGGGUUGUAUGCAUUAUGGUUAUGCAGAGGCCGAAACUGAUCUCAGCAUGAUUGUAUCGUCUUGAUGUAAUGA